CGGCCACGAAAUCGUCGAUGGGCAGCUACCUCCAGGAGACGCUACGCUGCAAGGGCACCAAGAUCUGCAGCCCGUUCACCCGCGAGAUCAACGGAAAGGAGGUCAUCGGAUACGUCUCAUCCGGGACAGGCGAAGUCUUUGCCUACUCGGAGGGGAAGCACUCGGCCCUCGCGUACACAGGCGGCGAGCCGUACGGCGCGGUCUUUGACGCGCACGGCAAGGUGCACAUCGCCGACUGCGCGCACGCUGCGAUCCUGCGCGUCGACCUCGCCAACCACAGCCACCAGCCCGGCAUCGUCGUCAAGGUCUACGAGGAGAAGCCCUUCCGCGGCCCCAGCAGCAUCGCGAUUUCGCCGGCCAACACGACGACGUACUUUACCGACAGCGGGCCGCUCGGCGAGACGACGCUCGAGAACCCACGCGGCAGCGUCUUUUGCAUCGCCGCGAACCCGAGCGGCGGCCAAAUUCUCAAGCCAUUGGCGCUCGACUGCCUCGCCCACCCGUGCGCCGUCGCCGUCUCGCCCGAUUCGAAGCUCGUCUACGUGGCCGAGAUGAUGGCCAACCGCGUCUUGCGCUUCGUCCAGCGCCCGCCCGGCAUCUACCACAUGUCGGUGUUUUACCAGUUUGCCGGCGGCCUCGGCCCGUCUUGCAUCGCGUGCGACACCGCCGGCCGCGUCUACGUCGGGUCCUACGACAUGGCGGGCGCGGACGCUGCAAAUGGGCGCAUCUACGUGCUCUCGGCGCAAGGCACGCUGGAGCACGUGCUCGAAGUGCCAGGCCAAGAGAUCACGGGGCUCUGUGUCGAGGGCACCCACAAGAUGUAUGUGACGGAAGCCACGACCAAUGCACUGCACUGCAUUUCACUGGACGCGAUUCUCAAGAGCUAA
Messenger RNA from Saprolegnia parasitica CBS 223.65, 887 nucleotides. RefSeq lists its product as hypothetical. NCBI's taxonomy places the organism in Eukaryota, Oomycota, Saprolegniomycetes, Saprolegniales, Saprolegniaceae. The coding region runs from base 18 to 887 and encodes 289 amino acids. The record is from RefSeq and is a predicted model, not a curated record. The transcript has 5 exons.